AUGAACUGGUUUGAUCUACACAAAGAAUUUCCUGAUUCUCAUCUUCCGAAUACGUCACGUUCACAAACUUCCAAUAAUCCAGAUGAUAAAACUAAAUAUUUCUUAGAAGAAUCAAUCAGUGAUAAAGAGCAACUGGCAUUUCAGUCAAAAGAUACGAAUAAUUUUCUAAAUACUAAAUUUGUUAUUACUAAUAGUUUACCGAAGAACUUUGUCCGUAAAAUCUACAAAACUAUACAAAAUCAUCCUCUGUAUAGUUGGCAACAAGCACAUGGUGAUGGAAUUUGUACUUAUCGUGCAGUACUUAUGCGUGCGAUGGCCGAAACAAUAUGUUCUGAACUACCUGGAGCAGCAAAAGCACUAGCUUUUGUAUAUUUUCUAGGACUUCAUGGAUCUCCUAGAUCACCGCGUCAGAUGAACAAAUCUGGCUAUUACGCGUCUCAAUAUAUGCCUUUCUACAUGAAAAUGUCAGAUGGUUUUCGUAUUCCACUUCGAGAAAAUAUGAUUUCUUGUCUAAAUUCCAUAAGAAUCCCACAUGUAGCAUUAUGUGUCAAUGUAGAUGGUGAAGGACCAAUGGUUAUCGAUCCUGCCUAUGCAAUCGAUUCUAUUUCUGACGACUUAUUGACUAUAAAAGAUUGGAUCAAGCAGUUAAAUGAAUACAAUAGUUCCGAUGAACAUAUCGAACAUGGAUAUGUAACAAUUCAAUCCGAAUGGUAUCCUUGGACAAUGAGUCAUUUAUAUUUAUUAACAGGUGGAGAAGCAUUAUUAUCAACUGAAUUAUUAACUAUGCCCACUCUAGAACAUAUUAUUAAUGUUUUAACUAUGUAUCGUUUGAUGUGGUCAGAAAAUCUACCUACAAUAGACCACAUACCAACUCUAGAAGAAGUAAAUGUUUAUUUUGAAGAAUUUGCUAUGAAACACAAUCAAAAAAAUGACUUAAUACUGUAUAUGAAUGAUGUUAAACAAUAUGUAAAACAACUUGGAAAGAAUUUUCCUCCCCCAGGUCCAACUCCUCUUCUUCCACCACCAAAGCCAGUUUAUGUCAUUUUGAACAAGGACAUGGUUACAAUUACUACCUCUCUCACAUUUAAUGGUCAUUUUCUACAAAACUAA
Messenger RNA from Adineta ricciae, 1110 nucleotides. The record is from the annotation of a GenBank genome assembly. Lineage: Eukaryota; Metazoa; Rotifera; Eurotatoria; Adinetida; Adinetidae.